AACAAGGCUAAAUCCCUGACCCGGAUGAAAAGUGAAGGUCCUUCAAGGAGUUGGUGGUAACCUCACUGGAGAGAUACUGCAAAGUUAGUGGAACAGCAUGAAGCUGCCACUCCUGGUGCUCGCUGUGCAUCUGCUGUGGCUGAAAGGUGGUCCCUGUGCACCUACGUGGAGGGACAAGGCCGCUGUCCACGGGCGCCUGAAGGGUUUUCCUGAGCCUGGCGAUAUGGGUGCUGAUGAGGAGGUGAAGAAGGCUUUGAUUGGCAUGAAGCAGAUGAAAAUCAUGAUGGAAAGGAGAGAGGAGGAACAUACUAAUCUAAUGACAACCCUGAAGAAAUGCAGAGAAGAAAAACAGGAGGCCCGGAAACUGACGAACGAAGUUCAAGAACAUCUGGAAGAGGAAGAAAGGCUUUGUCAGGAGUCUUUGGCAGAUUCCUGGGACGAGUGCAAAUCUUGCUUGGAAAGUGACUGUGUGAGAUUUCAUACAACCUACCAGCCUAGUUGGUCCUCUGUGGGAAAUGUGGUUGGACAGCUUUUUAGGAAGAUGUAUCAAUUCCUGGUUCCUCUCCGUGAAGAUAAUGACAGAGAGCGCCCCCGCGUCGGUGAGAAGGUGCCGGAGGAAGAUGCACAAGUGGCCCACAUAGAGCACGUGUUCAGCCAACUGGCCGUGGAUGUGGGAUUUCUCUUUAACGGGAGUCUGAACGUCUUCAAACAGAGGGAGCGGGAAUUCGACCAGGCCUUUCAGUCGUAUUUCACGUCAGAUACAGACGCAAUGGAGCCUUCCCUCUUCCCAGGGUCAGUCAGAGAGCCGAGCAAAGAAGCGGGCAGCAUGCAGAGCUGGGACAUCCCCGGCCUCUUCCAGCUGCUCUGCGAGUUCGGUCUCUCCGUUUACCGGAGAAUCAGCACCACCCUCACUGAGACCCUGACGGCCAUGGGGGACUUGCCAAAACACAAAGGCGAGUAUGACAAGGUCGCUGACCCUGGAGGCCCGAGUUCACAGACAGAGCCUGUGCGGGACAGAGGACUGUGUGGAGAACGUGGCCAGAAUUUGUCAGACUGUUCCCAAUGUCAUGCAAGAUGCCAACAGUGCCAGGAUUAUCUAUGGGAAGACUGUCCCGAUGUCCCUGAACUACACACAAAAGUAGAUGAGGCCCUUAAAUUGGUCAACAUCUCCGAUCAGCAGUACGUCCAGAUUCUCCAGGUGACGCAACAUCAUCUGGAGGACACGGCGUAUCUGAUGGAGAAGAUGAGAGAGGAAUUUGGCUGGGUGACUGAACUGGCAAACCAGACUCCAGGAACUGAGAACACCUUCAAUUCCAGAAAGGGAGUCCCAGGUGUUCGCCAAGGAAACCUUCCCAAACAAGAGGAAACGAUGACAGACGUGAGCAUUCUGCCUUCCCCCAAUUUCACACUCGAGAUCCCUCUUGAAGAAACUUCUGAGGGUUCUAACUUUGUUAGCGACAUGCUGGGGAAAGCUGUUCAGCAUCUUAAGGAACAUUUUAGAACUUGGUAAGCUGAGUGCCUGGUUAGGAAUGCUUUGUUAACAGGCAUAGAUGAUUCAUAAAAGGAAAAAACGAACAAACUAGCUUUAAAGUAACUGGAAAAUAUGUUCAACCACAAAGACAAAAUAGCAUUUUUUUUUUUUUUUUGCCUAUCAAAUUUGCAAAUUAGGAAAAAAAUAUACGAAGUUCCAAUAGGAAUGUGAUAAAAUGGGAAUUCUUAUAUGUUACUGGUGGGAAUAUAAACUGUUUCUGCCUUUUUAAAAAGCUGCAUGAUUAUGCAUGUCAAAAAACAAAGUUUCUUUUUGAUACAAUAAUUCCAUUUCUGAAAUCAAUCCUAAGAAAUAAUCUAAAUUUGAAUAAAAGUGCUUCCCCUCCCCCAUACAGUCCUGGCUAGGAGACUCAGUUGGUUGAAAAUUGUCCUGUACACCAAAAGGUUGCCAGUUCAAUUCCUGGGCCAGACACAUGGCUAGGUCACAGGUUCUAUCCCCAGUUAGUGUGGGAGGCAACUGAUUGAUGUUUCUCUCUCACACAUCAAUGUUUCUCUCUCUCUCCCCUCCCCUUCCUC
Messenger RNA from Pipistrellus kuhlii (Kuhl's pipistrelle), 2064 nucleotides. It is a transcript of the gene CLUL1, whose product is annotated as clusterin like 1. Bases 98 to 1510 code for a protein of 470 amino acids. The transcript is spliced from 8 exons. Lineage: Eukaryota; Metazoa; Chordata; Mammalia; Chiroptera; Vespertilionidae. The record is from RefSeq and is a predicted model, not a curated record.